AUGAGUGGAAUUGUUGCUGGACUUGUUGAUUUCUGGAUUUUGGUUGGGGGCUUGGAGCAGGACUCUGUCUGGUUUCGGUUAGAACUGGUCGGGAAGCCUCCUGGUUUUUACUGGGUGGAGUCUGUGGGAGGAGCUAUGGAGAGUAUUAAAGAGGUUUUAAGGAAGUUUAAACUAUCUGAGGAAGAGAGGGAAGGAGUUCGAUUGGAUGAGGAGGAGGUGGCUAAAGGUUUUCUGGAGUGUAAACAGAGUUUGAUUGGUAAGGUGUGGGGAGAGAAAUUGGCUAAUAUUGGGGGGAUUAAGAGUUUUGCUAACAAUAUGUGGCCUCAGGUGAAGCAUCCAAAGGUAGUUGAGAUUGGCCGAAACCUGUUCCAAUUCAUUUUCGAGAAGGAGAAGGAGAUAGAGAUGGUGCUAAGCAGGAGGCCAUGGAUUUAUGAUGGCCAACCUUUAAUAUUGUUGCGAUGGGAGGCUGGUCUAGAGGAGGAUGAGAAAGCUCUGAGUAGGACUCUUAUUUGGGUUCAGAUCUGGAACUUACCUUUGCAUUGGGUGACGAAGGAGGUUGGUAGGAAGAUAGGGAGUAUAUUCUCACGUGUGGAAGAGGUGAUUAUACCGCAGAAUGGAAGGAGGGAUGGCAAGCAUAUGAAAAUUUUGGUGGAGAUGGAUUUGUCUAUUCCACUCCCUAGGGGAACAAUGGUUAACAGUAAUGGUGGGAAGAGAUGGAUAGAAUUUAAAUACGAAAAAUGUCCAGAUUUCUGUUUUGGUUGUGGGUUGAUUGGUCAUAGUGAAAGGAAUUGUAAUAAGAGGGGAAUGAACUUGGGAGGGGAACCACAGUUUGGGAAUUGGCUAAGAGCAAGCUAUCCUAGAAGUCCUACUCGAAAGAAUAGGAGUGGAGAUGAGUCCGGGAAUAGGGAUGAUGGGAAGAGCCAUUUUCAAGAUCAUAAGGGUGGAGGGAGUGAGGGGCAUAAAUUGCUCUUAACAUAUACUGAAGAGUUUCAUAAGCAGGUGGACCCAAAACAGUCUACUCUGGGGAAGUUGCUGGGGGACAGUAAUAAGAGUAGGGAGGAGGAGAAAAGGGUAGUGGUAAAGAGGGGAGUUGAAGUGGGUGCAGAAGAGAUAAGGGAGAGGAGACAGGGUAAGGGAGGGAUGGAGGAGGUAAGGAAUAGGGAGUUGGGGAUUGGCCAAGUGGAUGGUAUAGACAAGGUAGGGAGUGAGAAAAAGACUAGUGUAGUUAGUAAAGAAGGAAGGGAUGGGGAGACAGUAUCGGGGGAAGAGGAAGGUGUGGGGAGUAAGGGUAGGCAGAAGAGUAAGAGUAUUGGGAAGUAUAGGGGUGGCAAGAGCUGGAGAAGGUUGGUGCUGGAGGUUAGUAGGAGGAAACCUUUGAGUGAGAUUGGGGCUGAUUUCAAUGAGGGUGUGAAGGGGAAGAGAAAGGUGGAGGGGGGAGAUGGAAGAGGGGGGUUGGCGGUGCUGUGGAAACAGGAAUUAAGGGUGAAAAAGGUGCUGUUUACUAGUUUUACUAUAGAGUUGCUAAUAGAGGAUGAGGAAACUAGAGUCAAUUGGUGGUGUAUUUGUGUUUAUGCCAGCACCGAUGUAGGGAUUAGGAGAGAACAAUGGGAGGUAGUGACUAGAAAAAGUGUUUUGUGGGGAGAGUAUUGGGCUGUAAUAGGGGACUUCAAUGACAUUACAUCGAAUGAUGAGAAGUGGGGAGGUAUUAAGAGAGCUGAGAUAAGGUUCCAGGAUUUCACUUCUUUCAUAAAUAAGAAUGAGCUAGUAGACAUUGGGUUUGAAGGAGUUCCUUGGACCUGGUGUAACAACUGGGGAAAUGGGGGAGAGAUGAAAGAAAGAUUAGACAGAAUUAUGGGCACUAGAGGCUGGGUUGGGAAAUUUGACAAGGCGAAAUGCUUGCAUAUAGAAACUGAGGCUUCUGACCAUUGUAUGCUGCUCCUGGAUAUAAGGCCUGGGGAGAGGAAAUGGAAACGAAGGUUUAUGUUUGACAGGAGGUGGCUAUUGCAGGAGGAUAUAAGGGAGGUUGUUGGGAAAGCCUGGGGUGAGGAACAACAGGGAUCCAGAUUGUAUAAGGUUAAAUGUAAGAUUAAGAGAGUGAGGAUGGAUAUGCUAAACUGGAGUAAAGGGAGUCGUCGGAACUCAAAGAAACUGAUUGAGCAGAUUAAGAGGGAGAUAAAAGAGGUGAAGGAAAUCAUGCCUAGCGGUUACAGGAUCAAGCUAGUUGGGCUUAAAAGGAGGCUGACUGAUGCUUAUAAAAAGGAAGAGUUAUACUGGAGUCAGAAGGCAAGGGUAAAAUGGUUAAAGGAAGGGGAUAGGAACACUAGUUUCUUUCAUGCAAUUGUUGCUGGUAGAAGAAAGCAGAAUAGAAUUAGUGUGUUGCAGAAAAGGAGUGAGGAAUGGUGUGAGAAUGUGGAAGAGUCGAGUAAGGAGAUUAUAGAUUACUUUCAGGAAAUUUUCACCACAGAAAAUCCAGUGGAUUUUGUAGAAAUUCUACAGGGUGUGCCACAGACAAUCACCUCAGAUAUGAACAGGAGGUUGACCAGGCCGAUUACAGAGCAAGAAAUCAGACAGGCUGUCUUCUCUAUGCAACCAAACAAGUCCCCAGGGCCAGAUGGUAUGCCUCCUUACUUUUUCCAAAAAUUCUGGCAAACUGUAAAAUCUGAUAUAGUGAAUGCUGUUCAAAGUUUUUUCCAUUCUGGUUACCUUCUAAAGUCCAUUAAUGAGACUCUUAUAAGCCUCAUUCCAAAAACUGAGUCUCCCAUUUCUAUUACUGAGUAUAGACCUAUCAGUUUGUGUAAUGUCCUCUAUAAGAUCAUAUCUAAGGUGUUGACUAGCAGGUUCAAGAGUGUACUGAAUGUCUGCAUUAGUGAGUCCCAGUCUGCCUUUGUUCCUGACAGACAGAUUCUAGACAAUGUCUUGAUUGCUCAUGAAUGUGUCCAUUUUUAA
Messenger RNA from Coffea arabica (coffee), 2946 nucleotides. RefSeq lists its product as uncharacterized. The record is from RefSeq and is a predicted model, not a curated record. NCBI's taxonomy places the organism in Eukaryota, Viridiplantae, Streptophyta, Magnoliopsida, Gentianales, Rubiaceae. Gene Ontology annotation, molecular function: catalytic activity; nucleic acid binding; zinc ion binding.